UUUUUUAAAUAAAAAACCUUAUUUUAAUAAUUUUCAAAUUAUGUAAUCAACUGUAACUGGAAAACGUUAUUUUGGCGGUUGAUUUGUAGCAAAUAUUGUUCUUCAUAGAAACUUUUUAAUUCCGUAUAUUUUCAACAAUGGAAGUUGAAGGGAAUCUGAAUAAUAUUCUUGAAAAAGUGCCGUUGAGGAAUCUUUUACAAAGCAUCCAGGCGAAGGCAGCAAGUGGGAAGAAAGAUAUUGUAGGUUACAUUCGGGGUAUAUUCUUAUGUUCCACUCUUAAAAAUGAUGAAUGCGAGAAAAGACGUUAUGAAACAUUUAAGUGUGUUUUAUCUCUUUUACAAAAUCAAAAUCUACCUACGAAUAUUGCAUCCGAACUUGAAGCUGUAUUACUGCUGAAAAUAGAUUCCUUACAAACGUCAAACUUAAUUAAAUUAGCCGAGUUAUUUAUUGAACAUGCUAGAAAUAAUCACAGUUUUGGUUCGAAAGGAUUGGAAAUAUUUUCAAAAAUACUAUCAUGUUUGUCACAUAGGGAUACAAUUGUAUAUAAUGGAACUGACAUGUCUGGUGUGGAACUAAGAAAAAAUAUUUUAUCAUCUUUGUUUUCAUCAAACUCAAAUAUUCCUGGUAUAGUGCAGCUGGCUUCUGUUCUUAAAGAUGUUGAUCUUUCAGAAAAUGAAAUGGAACUGAUUGCUGAAAAACUGCUUGAAUUAUUGCCGGAAGUUGAAUUAAUUGAACAGCCACCUUUUAUUUAUCAGCUCCUGCUUCUGUCUGCGAAAGGAAAACGACGUCAAAUUUUGCAAGGAAUCGUAUCAUAUUUUAUUCAGAAAGAUAACCGCUUGCGAGAAUUAGCUAAUGAUAAUGAGGAUUCUGAUAAUAUUGAUGAAGAAAAUCAAACACUUUAUCGUCAGACUGAAGGAACUGUAAUACUUAUGAUUUCAGUGAGCUCUAAGCACGAUCAAAGUAUAGAAAAGGAAUUUCUACAUCUCUUAAAACAACUGCAGCAUAAACCAGAGAUAAUAUUAUCACCAUUUUCAUUAGCUACUUCUCUUUCCUUGUCAAAAAUGCAUCAUGGUGUAAAUAACAUAUUUGAUUCCUUAAAGAAAUCCCUAGUUCUUGCUUUUCAGCUUAAAGAAAAAAGAAAUAAUUCAAUUUGGUUGAGAAACUUAAUACCAUGCACUUCAGAUAUUUUAGAAUUAACGAAAGAAGCCAUUAAAAGUAGUGAGUAUGGCUGGGAUCAUAUUUGCCAAGGACUUGUGAAGUUUGGUUUUGCUGCACUGGAUGCAUUUGGACCUAAAUAUGUUUUAGGAAAUGUAAUCAAAAUUGUAUCUGAAGAAGGUUGCAAAUUAGGUAGCCAGAUUUUAAGAGACACUUUUAAAAGUCAUCGUAUUGUUAGAACUGAAAUCUUUGAGCAACUUCUAAAUAGAAUUAUAGCCAAAGCACAACGACCAAUUUUUCAUUAUAUUGAUAUAUUAUCUCAGAUUGUGCAAAAUGACCCUUUAUUUCUUUUAGAUGUACUUCCCAAAUUAGUAGAAGUUUUAGAUUACAUACAUUUUUUACCAUCAUCUAAUGCUGAAAAUAUAUUACAUUCUCUUGCUCCAUUGUUAAAAAUUAGUUUGCCUUUGAAAGACACGUUAAUGUUAGUAUUGCGAAAAGCAUUGUUCCACCGUGAUGUUGAAGCAAGAAAAGUUGCUAUCUGUGGAUAUUUAAUGAUUCUUAAAAAAAUCCAUUUCCUUGGAAAAGUUUCUCUCAGUCAAAGUCAAACAUCGGUGAGCAGUCAGGCAUCAUCAUCAUCUUUGAUUUCUACUCAAGUGAAAGCAGAUGUUUAUGUCGGUGGUAGUAAUCUUAGUGCUAAAACAAUGUGCUUGGAAAUUAUGGGCUUAUUAAAAAGAGCUUUAAUGCAACAGGGGGAAAUAAGACAACUCUUGUAUGAAGGACUCUAUGAUGUCAUUCUCCAAAAUAUUUCUCUCAAAGAUAUCAUUCUAGAACUCUUAUUAGGGCAAUUUGAAAAAUAUUAUAUUGUUGAUAAUACUGAAAAUCCUCUAAAUUUUGAUAUGUGCUUUCAAGAUGGAAAAAAUAUCUUAGAAGAACCACUUGCUCAUUUAGUAACUUCAAUUCAUCUCAUUUUACUGGAAGCCAACAAAGGAACUUCAAAUGAUGAUUUGGAGGAGGAUUAUAAUGAAAGUGCUCAAAAAAUGUUAGAAGACAUUUUUCAGAACUUAACAAACAGAAUGUGUGAGAUCGAUAUAAAUGACAUAUGUGUUACCAAUAAAGAUGAUGAAACUUCUGAUGAGAAUGAUUGUCGUGGUGUUCUUUUGCUACAUAUUUAUGAAUCAUUAAUGGAGUGUUCUUUAAUUAGGAAUGAAGAUUUUGAACCUCUAGGAUGUGAACAGUUAUUGAAAUUAUAUUGUAAGUAUAAAGAAAUUUCUGACAAAGUUAAUAUUAAAAAACAAAAUAAAACUUCAAAAAUGAAAACAAACUCUAUGUCUUCUACAACUGCAAUUCAUUUAACCCUUCAUUUUUUUUCAAAAAUUAUCAAUUCUCUUUUUGUUAAUGGUAUCUUCAAACAUCAACAGGGCCUUAAUAUAUUACGUGCUGAUUCUGCAUUUGUAAUUCAAAUGGUAAAUUUAUGUAAUCAGAAACUUUUAAGGUUAAGUGAAUCUGGUGUAAGUGAUGGUUUUUCACAAGUCAUGGUAAAUUCAUUCAAAUAUAUUAUAGAAUUUGGUAAAAUUUACUUAAAACUAUACAGUGAAGGGCUAAGUGCUAAUUUUCCAUCUCUGGAAUGGGAAAAUUUGUCUUUGUUAAUUUCUGAGGGAUUGGCUUCAUUGUUUAAUUAUGUAAGUACAUUUCAGAAGAAUAAUAUGAGCAAAUUCAUUACAGGAAUCUGUGAUGAAGAUUGUCUUUCUUCUACUCAAGCACUGCAGUUUGUUUUAAAAUCUAUUCAAAAAUCCAUAAUGAAAUUUUUGUCUGAUACUGAAAAUGAUACUCAUUUGAAAGAAUCUGUUCCUCUAAUAUCAGUGAUUAAAAUAUUAUAUUCCCAUUUUACUCAAGAUUUUGGUGAAGAUAUGUUCAAAUGGAUUAAGCAGUUGUGUUCUCAACAAGUUUUUCAAAAUGCAUCACUUUCUAAAACCUUUUUAUCUUUAUGCCUGACACUUGGUCAUCAAGACAAACACUUUCUCUCCCUUUUACGAGAUAUGGCAUUUGAUAUUCAUUAUCAUUUGGGUGAUACAGAUCCUGAUGUAACAGUACAAGGCACUCCUAAUUAUAAUAUUAUUGCAGCAGAAGUAGCCCGUACUGCUGUUCUUAACCUGAUUAGUAACUUAGAACAAGUAUUGGAUGACAUGGAAUGGGUUUUAAAUUUUAUGAAAGCAAAUGUGUCGACACCCGAAGAAUUUAGCAAUAUACCCAGAAAAGAAACUUAUGAUAGGGAAAGUAUAGAAAUAGGAGUAUGUACACGCACUGCAGAUAUAAUACUGAUUUUUAAUGAACUAGUACAAACAAGUGUUCCUCCUGAUCAUACUGCAAAUAGCAUAUUAAAACUAGUUACGAAAUUUUACAAAAUAUUAUGUUCAUUGACAAAAUAUUACUUAUCACUUAAUGGAAAUAAAAUUUCAUCACUUCCACCUGCAUUUGAAAAAGUUGUGAAAUUGUCUGGUAUUAAACUAACUACACAGGUGUAUUCAUUUAUUACAUACAUACAGAUGAUAUGUGAGGAAGAUGCAGAUAAGAAAAAAAAAGCUAAAAGCAAAACAGUGACAUUCAAAGCAGUAAGGGAAGUUAAAACAAUUCCUGCUUUAGUAUUUGAGAUUGAAACAUAUGAAAAGAAUCUGAUUAUUUUAUCAAAGAAAUUCAAGAAAAAUUUAGUCAGUCAUAUGAAGCUUAGCACUGCUAGAGAUUUUCGUAUUAAUGCAGCUGCAAUCACUGUUGUUCCUGAGCAAGAGGAAAAUGCUGAAAUUAUGAAUGAAGAAUCGGUGAGUGAUAAUACUACACACUCAGAAAUCACUGAUCAUCCUAAUCCAGAAGAAAUCGAAAAUGUUGAUGCAAAUGCAGUUAUUGAUCAACAGAGUCCCGAUAAAUCAAAUAUAACAAACAAAAGUAAACUGAGCACAAAAAGAAAGCGCUUAGGCAUUAGAGGGAAUUCAAAGAAACCAAAGCUCUAAUGCUGCACAUUUAAAAUUGUAUAAAUUGUAUUUUAAAAUGUUAAAACUCUUAUAGUGUUAAUGCUUGAAGAAAAAUUUUAUAUGGUCCUAAUUUUUAUUGAAAAUUUACUUAUUCUAGUGUAUUUUAUACUUGUUAUAGCUCAAUAAUGAUAAUUAUUAUAUUUACUCGCAUAUUCCGCCCUAUUUUACUAGUUUUAUCACCCAAAAAUUGAGGGGGGGGAAUUGAACAAAUAAUUUCAUUUCUGAAGGAUGUGGUUACUUUAAGAACAUACUAAAUAAAAUUAGUUUUUGAUAAACUACAGGCAACUAUCACAAUAUUAUUUCUUUAAAUCAGCAUUUCAAUAAGAAUAUGUAGUAAUAUUAACAUUACAGUAUCUAAUAAGACAACUUCAUGUCUGUUUCUCCGUAACUUGAAUCUUGCUCCUUCUUAUUGUUGUCUGUGCUACUCAGGCCUCAAGUCAUCCAUAAAUAUAAAUAGUUAGAGAAGAUGAAUGAGCAGAAGAUCAGUGAAAUCAUAGACGUCAGUUUGUGCUUACUUCUAUGAUUGUUUGAUUCUUGUAUAAUGCUGGCAUAAGUUCAACAGUUAGAAAGGAAAAGCAAUGUGUGACAUUUGCAGGUAGUUAAUUAGGGUUUGUCUUUGUUAGUGUGACAGAAAUGACUGUUAUUGAGAAAGAGAAAAAUUAUGCAAAUAUUUUUUUUUAUUUUCAGAACUUGCCACUGAAAAGCUAGGUGGGGGAUGAAUACAUGAGGAAAUACGUUAUAUCAGUGCAUUUAUAGGUGCCAUUUUUUUAUGAAUGUUAUUUUUACUUUUAUAAAAACUCAAAGUACAACAUAUUUUUCUGUAAUAUGUAUUAUGAAUGCUAGUUGUCUUGUUGAAACUUGUUUCUCAAUUGAUUUAAUAAUGAGCCUAAACAGUAAAAAUUAUUUCUCUGAGGGUAACUUUCAUGAAAUGUUUUAUGAAACGCUCUUUUGGAUAUUUUAGAAAAGAAAAAUUUGUUGUUUUUUAAUAUAUUACUAAUAUAAUUUUUUUUUUUUUUUUUUUUUUUUUUUUUUUUUUUUUUUUUUCAGAAAUUUAUUGGGUGUAUAAAAAAAGACAGUCUAAGCAAAUGUAGUUAUAAUUUGUUUCACUUAAAUACUUUGCCUAAUCAUUGUUUUUCUUUUGCUUUCACAUUAAAGUGACUACCACGCUUAUUAACAAAUAUAGCAAAUUUAAUUAUCCAAUCUGCAGUCAGAAUUUCCAGUAGUCACUUUAUAAUGAAGUACAUUUUUCUUCCUGUUAUUGUUUGUUUGAUUAUGAUUUAUAUCAAUAAAUAUGAUUGUUAUUUUAGGAAAAA
Stegodyphus dumicola is the source of this 5491-nucleotide messenger RNA. It is a transcript of the gene FANCI, whose product is annotated as Fanconi anemia complementation group I. The record is from RefSeq and is a predicted model, not a curated record. Lineage: Eukaryota; Metazoa; Arthropoda; Arachnida; Araneae; Eresidae. Gene Ontology annotation, molecular function: DNA polymerase binding. Gene Ontology annotation, biological process: DNA repair.